AUGGACCAAGAGACACACAUCCUCCAUGAGAAGGCUGGAGGCCCUGGCUCAGAUACAAGUUUGAGUCGAGGGCAAUCCCCGGCGGAUAACAAGAUCGACUUGAAGGAAUGGACCAUCACGACAGAAUCCGGGCAAGGGGACGGCCCAAGCAGUCCGGACAAUGAGCCCCCAAGUGAGAAGCCCGUCGUCUCACCCAGCCCCGAUGGAGACCCGUCACAGGCAGUACCACCGCCGUACUCGUCCUUCACAGUCGGGGAGAAGCGAAUGAUCGUCCUCGCUGCCGCGUUGGCCGCCUUCUUCUCGCCGCUGACGGGCCAGAUCUACUUCCCAGCGCUCAACGUCAUCGCCAAGGAGUUCAACGUGUCGGCCUCGCAGAUCAACCUGACGGUGACGACCUACAUGAUUUUUCAGGGCGUCGCCCCGAUGUUCUUCGGCGGGUUUGCCGACACCGCCGGGCGCCGACCCGCGUUCGUGCUGUGCUUCGUCAUCUACAUGCUCGCCAACGAGGGCGUCGCCGUCUGCAGCAAGUACUCGGAGCUGCUGGUCCUGCGCUGCUUCCAGAGCGCCGGCAUCGCGGCCACCGUCGCGCUGAGCCAGGCCGUCAUCGCCGACACCGUCACCAGCGCCGAGAGGGGCAACUAUAUCGGCAUCACCAUGCUGCCCAUCGUGCUGGCCCCGAGCCUGGGCCCCGUGCUGGGUGGGGUCCUCUCUCAGUACCUGGGGUGGAGGUCGAUAUUCUGGUUCCUGACCAUCCUCGCCGCUGUCACGCUCAUACUCAUGUUGUUCUUCUUCCCCGAGACGUGCCGGAAGCUGGUCGGCGACGGUAGCAUCCGUCCUCAUCCCGUGUACAGGACGCUCUGGCAGGUGAUCACUGACCGCCGAAAGAAGCGCCAGGCGGAGAGAAACGGCGACCGCGAGGCCCUCCGGAGUAUCAAGAUGGCCACAUCGAAAAAGAACCGUCCCCAGCUCAAGAUCGGCUUCGGCAACCCCCUGGACUCGCUGACGAUGCUCUUCGAGCCGCUCCUCGGCGUCCUCCUCGGCUACAGCGCCAUCGUCUUCGCCGGCUUCUACGCCAUAGCAACCGUCAUGCCCUCCCAGUUCGAGCGCCUGUAUGGUUUCGACAACGUCAAAAUCGGCCUGAUGUACCUCCCAAUGGCCGGCGGGUCCGUCGUCGCGGCUUUCGUGACCGGCCCGGCCAUCGACUGGAACUACCGCCGCCACGCCAAGAGGCUCGGCAUGCCAUUGACCAAGGGCGCCCAGGACGACCUGUCAAACUUCCCCGUGGAGCGCGCGCGCAUCGAGAUAGGCCUGCCGCUCCUGGCGCUCGCCACUGUUGUCCUCUUCGCUUGGGGGUGGGCGCUGCAGUACGGGGCUCCUAUCGCCGUGCCGUGCAUAUUGUUGUUCCUGAUGGGCGUCGGGAUGAUCGGGUACACGAAUGCGUCGAGUGUGCUGAUCGUCGAUAUGUAUCCCAAAAAGGCCGGGGCGGCCACCGCUGCGAACAAUCUGACUCGGUGUCUUCUCGGUGCCGCAGCGACCGGCGCCGUCUCGCCCAUGAUCGAUGCUAUUGGUGUUGGCUGGACGUUCAUGAUUUUUGGCUUCUUGUACAUGGCUGGGGCGCCUCUGCUGCUGCUUAUAAUGAAGAAUGGCAUCCAGUGGAGACGCAAUAUUCGGGCAAAGGAGGAGAGAAAACGGGUCAAGGCCGAGGAGAAGAAGAGGGAGCGGGAGAGUGAAAGGUCAAAUCAGAGUGCCGGUCAGAGCGCUGAUAAGGUUCCGUAA
Messenger RNA from Diaporthe citri, 1776 nucleotides. RefSeq lists its product as uncharacterized. The record is from RefSeq and is a predicted model, not a curated record. Gene Ontology annotation, biological process: transmembrane transport. Bases 1 to 1776 code for a protein of 591 amino acids. Gene Ontology annotation, molecular function: transmembrane transporter activity. Lineage: Eukaryota; Fungi; Ascomycota; Sordariomycetes; Diaporthales; Diaporthaceae. The transcript has a single exon.